UGAAUUGAAUGUUGUGUGUAUAAUUAAAAAUUUUAAUAUUACAGAAAACAUUUGGAGGAUUCAAAUAUAUUGGGUACAACAAACAAAUAAGAGAUUUUCGACGUGGAUCCUAUCAAUCAAACCAUCAGAAAUUGUGGUACCGUCACCAUCGUCUGGCGGCCAUGCAGAUAUAAUCCAGAAGCUGAAUGCUAUUGAGACCCGUCUCACUGCCAUUGAGAAGUCCCUAACAGACAAAAUGCCAGUGAAGGCCGAGGUGCAGGCGCAAAGUAAAUUAUUGCGCGAAUGCCGCGUCAUAGCGGCAAAGACGCACCAUUCAAUUAGCCGCAUCACCGGUGAUUUGGAGGACGAGCAUUACGUGGAGCUCGCUUCGAAACUGCCCAUGUCAUCGGAAAAGCACGUGCGCUUCGUGGAAGACAAACUUUCCCAAAAGGAAAGCACGGAUGCCAUGAUGCGGCUAAUAUUGAAAUCAAAGGGCGCAAAAGGCAGUGUGGACGGCGUACUUCGUGGUUUGUUUUCAGACGAUGUAAUGUACCAUUAUUUCCUGACAAGGAUAAAAGCAGUAUAUGUGGGUAGCUCCGGAGAUUUGUGGCCUUAAGCCACAAUCGUUUUAAACAGAAGAAACAUAAACUAAGGGCUAAACUAAUAUAAGUUUUAUUAUUAUUACUUAUAUAUAUUAGUUUUAAGUUGUAAAUAUUAGUUUUAAGUUGUACAUAUUAGUUUUAAGUUGUAUAUAUUAGUUCUAAGUUGAAGUGUCUAAUUUUACUUUUAAAAAUAUGAAUUUUUACAAUUAUAAUUUUUAUACUCAAAUAAUUUGUAUAUAAUUUUUCUGCCGAA
This is a messenger RNA of Bactrocera neohumeralis, 834 nucleotides long. RefSeq lists its product as uncharacterized. The transcript is spliced from 6 exons. NCBI's taxonomy places the organism in Eukaryota, Metazoa, Arthropoda, Insecta, Diptera, Tephritidae. The record is from RefSeq and is a predicted model, not a curated record. Bases 236 to 595 code for a protein of 119 amino acids.